Paraphaeosphaeria sporulosa is the source of this 2672-nucleotide messenger RNA. RefSeq lists its product as uncharacterized. The coding region runs from base 128 to 2326 and encodes 732 amino acids. The record is from RefSeq and is a predicted model, not a curated record. Gene Ontology annotation, molecular function: transcription cis-regulatory region binding; DNA-binding transcription factor activity, RNA polymerase II-specific; zinc ion binding. Gene Ontology annotation, biological process: DNA-templated transcription; regulation of DNA-templated transcription. NCBI's taxonomy places the organism in Eukaryota, Fungi, Ascomycota, Dothideomycetes, Pleosporales, Didymosphaeriaceae. The transcript has 5 exons. Gene Ontology annotation, cellular component: nucleus.
CAGUGCCCUCCGACCUUUCGCUCGCCCUGGCGCCAUUUGAGUCUAGCUCAGCGUGCCCCGCCUUGGAAUUCUUCCGCUCGUUGGAGCCGAACCCUCACUGCAUGCGAUAUCGGGCACAACAACGGAAAUGUUGUCCAUGUCGCCCCAGACGCCAAACGGCGCGCAAGGGAAUCCGCCAAUAUCCUACGUCGCCAGCCCGACGAGCGCCCGCUCCCAGACGUUCAAGCGACCCGCCUCUAGCGACGACGAGGAAAAUGGCGACGGUGGGAGUACGCGCCCCGGCAGCAGACGCAGCACUGUGGUGAAGCGCGCCUGCAACGAGUGUCGCCAGCAAAAGCUCAGAUGCAACGUCCAGCAGGACCCCUUCGUGAGCUGCGCGCGAUGCCAGAAACAAGGCCUGAAAUGCGUAAUCGAGCCCAACUUCAAGCGCGUAGGAAAGCGCACUAGAAAUGCCGAAAUGGAGCGCGAGAUGGAGCAGCUGCGCAACCGUCUGGCCAUGUACGAGCAGGGCAGAGCGAACCACAUGCCCAUGGUCAGCACGCCGCAGCAGCAACAGUUGGCAGACGGUACAUUUUCCGCGCCCGGCACGAUCAAGGUCGACGAGGACGAUGCCUUCUUGCAGACGCAGCAUCAACAGGUUGCUGCGACCUCGCUGCUGGACUUGCGGAGCGGAUCCCCUAUGAUGCAUUCGCUUGAAAGCCUUCGCCUGCCGCCCGCGCAGGUCACAGAGCUGUUUACCGAAUUCUUCGACAAGUACCACCGCUUCCUGCCCUUCCUCGACCCGUUGCGCCAGCCUGAAGAAGUCCUCACCAAAGACAAUAAGCUCCUCUUCUGGGCCAUCAUCAGCGUUGGAGCGCGCCACUACAAGCGCGACCAGGGGCUGCUGAACCGCCUGAAGGACCCGUUGACAGACCUGAUAUGGAAGACGAUCAAGGGUCAGACGAAUCAUCACGUAGUGAAGGCGCUGUGCCUUCUUUGCUACUGGCCGCUACCGCAGCAUCGGACGGUGAUGGAUCCCACCUUCGUACUUUGCGGAGUUAUGAUGCAGGUCGCUAUCCAGAUCGGACUGCACCAGCCAACGCAUCCGCAGGACUUUUCGAGGACCAAGGUGCGAUUGCAAAAAGAGGAUAUUCAAGAUAGGCUGCGAACGUGGGCUGUCUGUAACAUUGUGGCCCAGACCGUUUCUACAGGUCAUGGUCAGCCAUCGAUUACUCUAUACGAUAACACGUUGGACUUCAAGAUGGAUGACGAGGAGCAUGCUGGAACGCUGCCUCCCGACAUCUUUGUCCGACUGCGUCAGGAAAUGGCCGCGAGCCGCAUUAACAAGCUCCUGUACUCCAUGAACAAUAAUCGAUUCUCCGAAGGAGCUGCAACAACCUAUAUGGGUUUGGAAGCAGAUCGUCUUCGGGAAGAGCGUGGAGCUUUUGAUGGUGUCAACAAAGAACUGGAAGAACUACACCAUUGCGCGGUCAGCCUGCACUUGCAUUUGUACUCUUUCUUCAACAGAGAAGCUCGCCUCGAGCGCCGCGAUGAUCUUGUACAACUGUACUGGUCCGCGACUUCAUAUCUCGACCGCGUAUUCAAGUUACAACGCGACGGACAGCUCAUUCAUACACCAUAUCAUAUCAUGCAGCUAGCACUGGCAGCCGGCUUUGCAUUGCUCAAGCUCCUCAACUCAGAUUUCUCAGCAAGGCUGCCGUCAGACGGUCGACAAUAUGUUCUACAGACUGUAGAGGCUCUACGGAAAUCCAAAGUCGAGACUAACGACUUGCUCGACCGAUUUGCGGAGGUUUUGGCCCAGCUGUGGAAAGAGAGUUCUCGCGGACGCAGUCUGCAUAGCAUGUCUCAGUCGCCUGUUGUUAGCAAUCCUGGUGUCGCGAACAUGUUCAACAACAAUGUGCAAGCCCCUCAACAGCAGCAGUCGGGCCAUCGGAGAGAUAGCUCUGGUCUGCUCGAAGAUCCUCUCGGGCUCAUCGUUCGCAGCCGGAUGAGCAUGAGCGUUGUAUUUGAUUGUGUAUGGCGUUGGCGCGAAUCGCAAGUCAGUGGCGCUGCGGAGCAGCUGGACACGACAGUGCGAGAUAACCCAACAAAUCCCGACAGUUCGUCCAACUCCACCCCUCCACCCGGCCUGAUCGUGGAAAACCCGGCCCACAGCCUUCCAAGUUUCAAUCCGCACCUUAACACGCUCAGCAUGCCAGCGCAGUUGCCGAAUGGCUUGGCAAGCGCCAACAGCUAUGAGUUCUUCGACUCCGUGAGUUGGAUGCUCGAGGCACAAGACUGGAAUAAUCAGUAUGGCGGUGUCUUUACGAACGACUUUGGGUCUUAGACGGGCUCUUCGUAUGAGCACCAUACGAACCUAGACUACCUUUUCCUCUAGCCGAGAUUCAGGAGGUCUGCAGCCGACACUUGCCGAUACAUAUCGCUAUUGCUGGUCACCAUGGCUUGGAUAAGCCACUCGCUCAGUCUUAAACACACAUCAUUCUUUACAUCUCAUUUUCUUAGUACCGGCUAUACCCACGGUUCCGGUCCUUCACUUUUUUCUACACAUUGUUGCUUUUGGGUAUGCUUCGGAUCUUUUAGCGAGGCGUUCAGGCGCCUAGGCGGCAUUAUUCUAGUAUUGUGGUAUCGGUUUGUAUUCCACGUGUAAAAGGGGAGAUGGCCUGCGAGAAGAG